Fragaria vesca subsp. vesca is the source of this 1646-nucleotide messenger RNA. RefSeq names its product serine/threonine-protein phosphatase 2A activator-like. Gene Ontology annotation, cellular component: cytoplasm; protein phosphatase type 2A complex; nucleus. The record is from RefSeq and is a predicted model, not a curated record. Gene Ontology annotation, biological process: mitotic spindle organization. Gene Ontology annotation, molecular function: protein tyrosine phosphatase activator activity; peptidyl-prolyl cis-trans isomerase activity. The transcript has 2 exons. The coding region runs from base 1 to 1134 and encodes 377 amino acids. NCBI's taxonomy places the organism in Eukaryota, Viridiplantae, Streptophyta, Magnoliopsida, Rosales, Rosaceae.
AUGGAACACCAGCACGAGCACCCCGAAACCCUCCCACCCUCCUCCACCACCCCCACCUGCUGCAAAUGCGGCGGCCCCACCGCCAUGGCCGCCCCUCCUCCGUCGUGCUCCCCUCCCCCAGUCUACCGCCCCAUCCGAGCCCCCGCCAUCAACCUCCCCCCUAACAACAACUCCCAACAAGCCAUCAUCCUCGCCCCGGUCCCACAAGCCAAGCCGGUCCCACCCAUCUCUCCCCCCUUCCACUUCCAGCCCCCCUCCAAACAAAUCCAAUCCCCCGACGACCUCCGCCGCUUCCACGACUCCGAUUCCGGCAAGCACUUCCUCGGCUUCGUCGUCGCCCUCUCCGAAUCCAUCCGCUCCAAAAGGAUCUCCGAUCCCUGCCACGUGUCCCCCGUCACCGCCUCCAUCGUCUCCAUCCUCGAAACCCUAAUCCAAUGGGUCGACCAAAUCCCGCCGACUCAGCAAGCCGCCCGAUACGGCAACGUUUCGUACCGCGUCUGGCACGACCGCCUGGUCGAAAAUAGCCCUGACCUAAUGCUCAAAUUCCUCCCACCCCAUCUCGAACCUUCCACCGUCGAGAUCGUCCCCUAUUUCUCCGACUCCUUCGGAAACCCUAGCCGGAUCGACUACGGCACCGGCCACGAGACCAAUUUCGCGGCGUGGCUCUACUGCCUGGCCAGAAUGGAUCUCAUUAAACAAGAGGACUACCCUGCCGUGGUGGCCAGAGUGUUCGUCAAGUACCUGGAGCUCAUGAGGAAGCUUCAGCUGGUCUAUUGCUUAGAGCCGGCCGGGUCUCACGGCGUCUGGGGCCUCGACGACUAUCAUUUCCUGCCGUUUAUUUUCGGCUCAUCGCAGUUGAUUGAUCACAAGUACAUGAAGCCUAAGUCCAUUCAUAAUGAUGAUAUAUUGGAGAACUUUUCAAAGGAGUAUAUGUAUCUUUCAGCGGUGGCUUUCGUGAAGAAGGUGAAGAAGGGGCCGUUUUCGGAGCACUCGCCGCUGUUGGAUGAUAUCAGUGGAGUUCCGAAUUGGAAUAAAGUUAAUAGUGGGAUGCUCAAGAUGUAUAAGGUUGAGGUGUUGGAGAAGGUGCCUAUUAUGCAGCAUUUCCUAUUCGGCUGGCUUAUCAAAUGGGAGUAAAUCGUAACAUGAGAUUUAUUGGGCAUCUUUCGUGGAAGAGACUUCAGAUUUCUGUCAGGUUAUAAGUUAGUAGAAGUUUAGAGAGGUACUAGAUCGAAAAUAUACUUCUGCUCUUCUGUAAAUACUGCUCUGGUUACUGAUUAUGUGGUCUUGCCGUUAUGUGAGUGCAUUUUAUUUUGAUAUAAAAACUUCGCUCUGAAUGGAAGCGUGAUGUGUUUCUGAAAUGGCAAACGGAAAUUGAUCCCAAAAAGAGGAGUAUAUGCCCAUGAUAAGAGAUAACUGUUUGUGUUGAGCUCGGAUUCAUUUCCUCCUCAGCGAGUAUGAAGUCUUGGUGAUCAGUUUAGAAGUUGGUUUUAGAAUGUCCUUUUUUCAGCCCAUGUAUUGGUUUUGUUCCCAUACUCACUGUUAGUAAGUCGUCGAUAUAAUUUAGGAGCUGUUCAAAGUUAUAGACAAGAAUUUCAAUAUGAAACUUUCUCGGUUUUCAACUUUGAAAUGUUUGGAUAAUUCUGACU